This is a messenger RNA of Cherax quadricarinatus, 2230 nucleotides long. Its product is annotated as gastrula zinc finger protein XlCGF57.1-like. Lineage: Eukaryota; Metazoa; Arthropoda; Malacostraca; Decapoda; Parastacidae. The record is from RefSeq and is a predicted model, not a curated record.
UCCUGGCACCAGAGGCAAUACUGCAGGUCAUCCUGUUACAAGAGGCUGACACUGGUAGUGCCAAUACUGCAAGUCAUCCUGGUAUAAGAGGCUGGCACUUGUGUCAAUACUGCAGGUCAUCCUGUUACAAGAGGCUGGCACUGGUAGUGCCAAUACUGCAAGUCAUCCUGGUAUAAGAGGCUGGCACUUGUGUCAAUACUGCAGGUCAUCCUGUUACAAGAGGCUGGCACUGGUAGUGCCAAUACUGCAAGUCAUCCUGGUAUAAGAGGCUGGCACUUGUGUCAUACUGCAGGUCAUCCUGUUACAAGAGGCUGGCACUGGUAGUGCCAAUACUGCAAGUCAUCCUGGUAUAAGAGGCUGGCACUUGUGCCAAUACUGCAGGUCAUCCUGGUACAAGAGGCUGGCACUUGUGCCAAUACUGCAGGUCGUUCAUAAAUCAAAAGCUGGCAUUGUAGUGCAAAUUCUCACUUCAUAAGUCUUGUGUGUCAUAAAUACUGAAAUAUGUACAGUGGCAGAACUAUGUAUCCACAGUAUUAGAAAUCUAUAGAGUGAGAGCACUGUGUAACUGAAUUGUUAGAAAUAAUUCAUUUACAGUUUCAACAGCAGUGUUGUGAAGCUCCUGUAAGAGUUAUAUAAAUACUUGAAUCACCCAUCGUGUUCCUGAGACACUAUACCAGCCGUAUGGGCUCAUAUACUACAAUUAUAAAAAGAUUCUCAUAAUUGUAAUAUAGAAUUUGAGAAAUAUUGGUUUUUAGUGUAUGAGAAAUAUUAGUUUUUUAAUGUAAUGAAAUUUUCAAACAAAUCUGUGGCUAAUCACUUUAUAUUUGAUAUGGAAGAUUAUUAAGUUAAUGUUUAUUAUGUCUAAAAUACUUGAAAAUGAAUGUGUUGAAGCGACACCAAUUACAGUUCAUCCAGAAGACAAACUAUUCCAAUAUUCACAGUCACUACAACAAUCCUCCUCACAAAAAUCUCAGUGUGUAUCUCUGAUGAGAAUUAAAAAAGUUAGAAAAGCUCUUCAGUGUCCAGUCUGUCUAAAAGACUUUUCUCAGAAAUCUCAUUUAACGAGACAUGUGAGAAUUCAUACUGGAGAGAAACCAUUUCAAUGUUCACAGUGUCUGAAAGUCUUUGCCCAAAAACCAAAUUUAGAAAAACACAUGAGAAGUCACUCUGGAGAGAAAUCACAUCAGUGUUCUGAGUGUCUACAACAUUUUGUCCAAAAAUCUAAUUUAGUGAGGCACAUGAGAAUUCAUACUGGAGAAAAACCUUAUCAGUGUUCAGAAUGUCUAAAAGUAUUUUCUGAUAAACACAGCUUAGUAAAACACAUGAGAACUCAUGCUGGUGAGAAACCAUAUCAGUGUUCAGAGUGUCUUAAAGAGUAUUCUGCUAAAUCUAGUUUAGUCAAUCACAUGAGAACUCAUACAGGAGAGACACCCUAUCAGUGUUCAGUGUGUUCAAAAAACUUUUCUCAAAGAGCUCGCUUAAUAGAUCACAUGAGAAUUCAUACUGGAGAAAAACCAUAUCACUGUUCAGUGUGCCUUAAAUCUUUUUCUCAGCGACCUAGUUUAGUAAGUCACAUGAGAAUUCAUACUGGAGAGAAACCUUAUCAGUGCUCAGUGUGUCUAAAAGACUUUUCCACAAAAUCUAAUUUAGUACAACAUAUGAAGAAUCAUACUGGAGAAAAACUGUAUCAAUGUUCAGAAUGUCUAAAAGAAUUUUCUGAAAAAUCUCAUUUAGUACUACACAUGAGAAUUCAUGCUGGAGAAAAAUCACAUCAGUGUUCACAGUGUCUAAAAGCCUUUUCACAAAAACCUAGUUUAGUGCAGCACAUGAGAAUUCAUGCUGGAGAAAAACCGUAUCAGUGUUCUAAGUGUCUAAAGCACUUUCCCCGAAAAUCUAGUUUGAUAAGGCACAUGAAAAAUCAUAGUGAAGAGAAACCGUAUGACUAUUCUGAAUGUCUGAAAAGCUUUCGGAUAAAUUUAAGUUAGCGAAACACUUGAGAAUUCUUGCCAGUUAAAAGUCAUAUUAGUUUUAAAUUUUAAAGGUCUCACAAAUAUGUGAUUGACUUAAUUGCAUGGGAGAGAAAUUUUGUCAGUGUGUAGUUUGAAUAUAAUUUAAAAAAAUGUAAUUUGGGAUUUCAUAAUUCAAGUGUUUUGUCUUUUAAGAAAUUCACAAGCACUCGCACACCAAACAGUAAAUAAAACAACAAUAAAAAUACUUAAGUUUAUAUUGA